This is a messenger RNA of Helobdella robusta, 1467 nucleotides long. RefSeq lists its product as hypothetical. Gene Ontology annotation, molecular function: mRNA binding. The coding region runs from base 1 to 1467 and encodes 488 amino acids. Gene Ontology annotation, biological process: regulation of gene expression. The record is from RefSeq and is a predicted model, not a curated record. The transcript has 14 exons. Lineage: Eukaryota; Metazoa; Annelida; Clitellata; Rhynchobdellida; Glossiphoniidae. Gene Ontology annotation, cellular component: cytoplasm; nucleus.
AUGGGUUCGGUUACCAAGACAGAACAAACCAAUGUGGUCAAAAAACGACAAAGCAAUAGGAUUGAAAUUCGCAAUGUCCCUACCUCAGUUAGUCAGCAGACAGUUGAAGAUCUGAUAAAAGGUUCUGGAACUGUCAAAAGAAUUCAACAUGUGACCAGUGAGUCAGAACCAUAUUAUAUCAUCAUAUUAGACACACCAGAUGAGGCCCAAAUGGUUGAGAUCACCAAUAAUAAUCCAGCGUCAGGCAAGCUGACCAAUCAUGUGAGGCCUGGUCGUAAUCCUGGUAAUGUAAGCUCUCAGGGUGGCAAUUUUAUUGGUGGAGGUGUUGGAGGAGGUGGAGGAUGUGCCGGCAGCCAGAGGCAGCCCAGAAAUGGUGGAGGAUGCCCUUUGAGAAUUUUAGUUCCAAGUGAUUUUGUCGGGGCAAUCAUCGGUAGGAAGGGUCAGACCAUCAAAAGCAUAACACAGAAGUGUAAGGCCAGAGUUGAUGUGCACGGCAAGGAAGCAGGCGGUGCACUGGAUAAGAUAAAUGAUAAAGUGGUGAUAUCCAUAUAUGGGCAGCCGGAGAACUGUACAAAUGCAUGCAAAGAGAUAAUGCAUGUACUGCAACAGGAAUCAAAUAUCAAUGAGAAAGGAGAGAUAUCCUUAAAGAUGCUAGCCAACGAUAGAUUCUGUGGUCGCAUCAUCGGCAAGGAUGGCAAGAUGAUAAAGAAGAUCAAAGAAGAGACAGACACCAAGAUAGCUGUAUCUAAUGCCCAGGAAAUGGCCUGUUUAUACCCUGAUCGGGUGAUAGCCAUCAGGGGCAGCAUUGAGGGUAUGGCGAAGGCCGAGGCAGCUAUUUCUGCUAAGCUUGCUGAGUGCAUAGAGCAAGAGCAAGUUCAGAAUUUUUAUCCAUUUACGUCGUUUCUCCAACCGCCACUAAUGCCGAUGCAGCAACAUCAGCAGCAGCAGCAACAACUGCCAUCACAUAUGGGUCGAUUUAUUAAUCACGGGGGUCCAGCCCCUGAAUUAGUUCAAAGUGAGGUGCUUCAAAUUAGCGUGCCUAACACGGCUGUCGGGGCUCUGAUUGGCACUGGCGGAGUCACCAUUAAGCAGAUGAUGAAGGAUAGCAGGGCUUUCAUUAACAUUGAAUCAAAAAAAGAAGUAGACUCAACCCCAGAUCGUAUUGUCAUCAUUAAAGGAACGCCAGAUUCCUGUUGGAGAGCUGCCUUCAUGGUCUUCGAAAGGAUGAAGAUGGAAGGAUUUGCAGGGCACGAGGAGGUCCGGCUAAAAACCACAAUCACAGUACCUCGCCAGCUUGUUGGCCGCCUAAUUGGAAAAUCCGGAAAGAACGUACGAGAACUGCAGCGCUUCACUGGGGCCAUGAUAAAACUGCCCGAUGAUGCAAACAUGCAGGGUGAUCAGGUGGCCGUUGAUGUCGUUGGACAUUAUCUCGCUACCAGGGUUAAGAAAGUAAAUUUUAUUUUGUAA